CGAUCAGACGCCUACAGAGUGCAAAGACCCGUGAACACAUAGUAAUAUAGUAUCAUAUGUGUGACUAAUAUAAUAUAAUAUAAUAAGAAGUAGUCGUACGUAUUUGAAAUCAAAUAAUGAAGUAAAAAAACGACUAUUUUGUGAUUAUAGUUGUGCAGUUUAAUUAUGUUAACAUUGGUUAUUGUGCAAUAGAUAACAAAAGUGAAAUUCUUUCGUGAAGUGUUAGGAAAACUAUAUCAUGAUGCUGCUUGAGAUUCAUGUAGACAACGACAACAACAAACCGAAGCAAGUCCGAGCGCGAGUUGAUUCUAAUCUCUCUGCCGCUCGCUUGGGAACCGCAGCACGCACAUCCGCGGUAACGGCCGGUCACCACAAGAGCGCGAAUGCGGCGCAAUCUUCGGCGUCUUCUGGCAGCGCCCACAGAAGCGUCGCUGACAGAUCUGCAGACCAUCACCAUCACAAUUCGCACAGAUUGUCGGCUUUACAAGUGAACAAUAACUCUACCAACGGAAACAAUAAUAACCACCGCGGAGGCAGCACGAGCAGCAGCAGCAGCAGUAGUCAUAGCAGCAACUGCAACGGAAGCAGCAAUGGUGAUGAUAUCGGGAUGAGGAGCGAUGUUUUGAGGAAACCGAUGACGCCAACAGAGGCACUUAAAGCUUACGGGUCUCGAUUGUCAGAGUACGAACGAGCCGAAAUUGACAAAUAUCCAGAUGUGUGGUAUCUCGGUUUGGAAGCAUGUAAAGUUCCGGCAAAACCAGGGGCUCCACUUAAUUCUGGGUACGAUGACGAUAAUGGAAGCUACAAUAAGGUGUUACAUGACCAUAUCGGUUACCGCUAUGAAAUAUUAGAAGUUAUCGGACGUGGUAGCUUCGGGCAAGUUAUACGCGCUUUAGACCAUAAGACGCAGCAGCAUGUCGCUAUUAAGAUAAUCAGGAACAAAAAGCGGUUCCAUCAUCAAGCUCUGGUCGAGGUCAGGAUCUUAGAUGACCUCCGACGAAAGGAUCGAGAUGGACAACAUCAUGUUAUACACAUGUUGGAGCACUUUUAUUUUCGAAACCACUUGUGCAUUUGUUUCGAACUAAUGAGCCUAAACCUGUACGAAUUGAUUAAGAAGAAUAACUACCAAGGAUUUAGUUUAAGUUUAAUAAGGAGAUUCACCAAUUCGUUAAUCAAGUGCCUGUGUCUGCUGCAACGAGAAAACAUCAUACAUUGUGAUCUGAAGCCGGAAAAUGUGUUGUUAAAACAACGCGGCAGUUCAUCAAUCAAAGUAAUCGAUUUUGGCAGCUCUUGCUACAGUCAUAGAAAGGUCUACACCUACAUUCAAUCACGAUUCUAUCGAUCUCCCGAAGUUAUUCUUGGGCUAUCCUAUGGACCACCAAUUGAUAUGUGGAGUUUAGGUUGCAUAUUGGCUGAACUUUACACGGGUUACCCUAUUUUCCCGGGCGAGAACGAAGUCGAACAGUUGGCUUGCGUAAUGGAAGUGUUGGGAACGCCUCCAGAGGAGCUGAUCAAUGCCGCCACCAGGAGAAGAUUGUUCUUCGAUUCCAAGAACAAUCCCCGCUGUGUGACAAACAGCAAAGGCAAAAAACGCAGACCCGGCACGCGACCUUUGUCCUCAGCACUCAGGUGUAGUGACCCACUUUUCAUAGAUUUCGUCGGCCGCUGUCUAGAAUGGGACCCUAAAAGACGUAUGACACCCGAUGAAGCUACCUCGCAUGAAUGGCUCCAACCAUCAACUUCGGCAGCUUACCUUUCAGAGAAAAGGCAUUCGCAUCCAGCACAGGUAAAGACAGCACCAAGUCUCCAAGUUGCCACACUCAAGGAGAUGCCCUCCGCUGGCAGUAUGACACUUCUUCCUGACAUCAGGCGCAAACCAGAGCCUGCUCAACGUCAAACGGUCAAGGCGCAAUCUACGACGGCUGCCAAUUCGGUUAUGACGAAUAGCGUAGGAGAUUUGGAAGGUGCCCAACAAUGUUCACUUUAUCGUUUAUACCACCAGGGUAAGCGGGCAGCUUUGCUUUACCAGCAAGGUAAGGGCACAGGGCCAGGGCACAUGUCCCAUUCUCAAUCUACGGGAGAUGUUUCGGGUGUAUUAGGACGAGCGUGAUUACAUUGGACGGAGACAUCGAAAGACGACACUUGCGUGCUUAGGUGCUAAGCUGAUAUCAAAAUCAUCAAUUGACGCAAAGGGACGUAUAAUAUAUAUGGCCAAUUCAUGUUC
Molecule: messenger RNA, 2224 nt
Organism: Ctenocephalides felis (cat flea)
Lineage: Eukaryota; Metazoa; Arthropoda; Insecta; Siphonaptera; Pulicidae
Gene: Dyrk2
Product: dual specificity tyrosine-phosphorylation-regulated kinase 2
Exons: 10
Coding region: 239-2110 (623 amino acids)
Biological process (GO): peptidyl-threonine phosphorylation; peptidyl-serine phosphorylation
Cellular component (GO): nucleus
Molecular function (GO): ATP binding; protein serine/threonine kinase activity; protein serine/threonine/tyrosine kinase activity
Source: RefSeq, a predicted model, not a curated record